CGGGGUGUUCUCCGCCGGGGUUGCGGGGCGGUGGCGAGGCCGCCUUUGCGUGUUCAUUCCUCCCCCUCCUUCUCCCGGUGUACCGGAUGCGGCGGGGGGGAUGCGCAUGGACCGGGAGGGAUGCGCGCACCGAGGGGGGCAUCACGUCCCGGGGAGAGGGUACCGGGAAGGGGCUGCGGAGGAGGGGAGGAGGGGGAACUGCGGCUGCCAAGGGGGUUUGCGGGGUUCGCGUCUUCCCCGCUGCCGGUGCGGGGACCGAGCGCUUCCCGCUGCGGCGGGGCGCUGGCGAUUCCUUCAUCCCCCGCUGCCGGGGGGAGCCGGGAGCGCCCGGCGCAUCCUCCUCCCUCCGCAGGCUCGGCGGGGCUGGCCGUGACCUCCCCGAGGGCAGCGGCUGCAGCUGGGGAAGUUCGGGGAGCCGCGCUCCCGGUGCGGCGGAGCCUCUGCCCAGGGGUUGGAAAUUCCCUGUGGGAGAAGGCGAGCGGGUGCGGGUCCUGGCGGGGAGGGAGCGCGGCUGCCCGAGUGUCCCCGUUGAUCAGGGAUGGGCAAGCUUUUCUCCGCAUUCGGGUUUCUUCUCUCAUCCUGAGGAAGCGCCUGCGGCAGCUCCGGGGGGUGCGGGCAGCGUUUGCCCUUCCCUGCAAGGGUAGCCCGGCUGGGCAAGGAGAAAUGCAGGAGGGAUUCGUCGCCUUCCCCUGCAGCGCCCCGGCUGCGGGUUUGGGGGUGACUUUGCUCCCACCCCCCCGCCCAGGAGAGGCUGCCCUCCUUCUCCCCCCACUGCAGACUGGCUGCUGUGCUGUGGUAAACUGAGGCACAGGGUUGUCCAAGGUCAGGACGGAGACGGCAGCAAGGAAUAACCCUGAUUUUCCUGCUCUAGCUUCUUUCCCUUCAGCUGCCGCCUCCUUCCACCCCUCCGAGCCAUCCCUGCAGGUAGAGGGGAGCUGCCUGCCGCUGGUGCAGCAGCGUUCCCCAUCCCUGCCGCUGGCUCCUCACUGGGCACAUGGUUUUCCCUGCGUCCCGGUGGUCCUUACUCGGGAUGAGACCCUGGAGCUGUGCUCGGGGGGUCACCCACCCUGCCCAUGGGGAUGCGCUGGCUGCCGGCAGCAAGCGAUGCCUGGCUGGCAGCCACCGCCUCUCCCCUCCCCGCGGCGUGGGGGACGCUGCCUCGGGGGGCACGGGUGGGCUGGGGGGGGCAGGGGGGUGCUGCAGCUCCCCCAAUUCACAGCGCUGCUCGAGCCCACUGGGUGACAUCUGUGCCAUGCCACUGUCCCUUGUCCUCCUCGCCUGGCAGGCGGCUCCUGGAGGCAGGGGGGUGUGUGUCAGGACGGGGCUGUGCUUUCGGGGGGUUCGGGAUGGGGCUGCCCAUUUUGGGGGUACGCAGCCCCUCUCACUGAGCCGUGGCCGGCUGCUGCCUGCCUGAACUGCGUGCUGCAGUGUGGUGAGGCAGUGUUUGCAGCAGCUGCUUGUACGGGGAUGCUCCGCCGGGGAGAGGAGCAGAGCAGCGCGUUCGGCACCUGGGAACUUGGAAAUACCCUGGAGCCGCUCGGAUGGAGCUCCGGAAGCGGUGCCGGGGUGGGUGGGUGCCGGGAAGCCCCGGCACGGGGGUGCCGUGCAUGUGGAGCAGCGUGUAGGUGCUGAAUGAGCGUGCCGUGAGUAAUGCGUGGGUGGGUGCCGGGGGUGGGGUGAUGCGGGCCGGCACAGCCCCCGCAGGGGCACGGAGCCCACGGGGCUCCUCCAGCUGCUGCAGCCCUUUGGUACCAGCACUGUCCCGUCCUCAGGGGGACUUGUCACCCCGCAUUGCUUGGGGACAGAGCUUCGGAGGAGAGCUGGGGCUCACCAUGUGCCGGUGCCCUCGCUGGGGCUUUUCCUCUUGCCGUGGCCUUCCUCCCACACCGCUUCCUCCUUGCCGGGCUGAGGAGCAGCGGUGCUGGCCCUGGGCAGCCUUCUUGCCUGGUCUCCAAGGCCUUUCCAGGCGUUAAUCGGCUCAGAGAGGGAAGGAGGAUGCGUUAUCCCCUCUUAUGGCAUGGGGGAGGAGAGGCAGGACGUGCCCGCGCCAGGAGUGGGUGUCAGAGGAAGGAUCCGGCCUCCUGGCAUUCCCAGCAGUGCCGUCACACCGAGGGGCUUUUCCUCCCUCUCCCACGAGCGUGACGCCGUGGCAGCACGCAGGGAGUGGGGAUGCUCGUGGAUCUGGCAGGAGGAUUUGCAGAGGGAGGAUUCGGCUCUGUUGAAGAUGUUCCCUGGGCACCGUGGUGGGCGAUGCUCCUGGCGCUGCCCUUGGCCGGUUGGAGUGGCUCGGGGUGGCAGUGCCAGCGCUGUCUCCCCUGCUCACUGGCGGUGCAGAACUCUUGGGUUUUGCCUCUUUGGCCGUGGAGGAGUCUGGACCGGGAGCUGAGGAUUUGGCACGUGCAACUUUGGCCCCGCUCUUUCCUGGCAAGGGGAUGGUUUGGCUCCAGGAACAGCCAAGGGCGUUGGCCGGGCUCCCAUUUCCAUCAUUCCCCGGAGGUUUUCUGCUCCUCUGGACCUGUUGGAUGGGAGUGAGCGGGCAGGGAGGGACGCGAGCGGCUCGGUCGGUGACUUGGCUUGCCGGAGGGUCCUUGUGGUGAUGCUCUGCUGGCUCAGUCGCCUUUUGACUUGGAAGAUGCAGCUUUGCUGGAGAUGUGAGCCCUGCAAGUUCCUCUCCAGAGCUGUGGCAUGGUGGCCCAGCUCCCAUUCACCUCUGGUCCUCUGUCUUGGAGGUGGUGCCUUCGUGCUGGAUGAGAAGCCCUGCAGAGGGGCAGGCAGUGGGUCCAGCCCCAUGCCGUGCCGAUGGAGGAGUCCUUCCCUGUCCCUUUCCCUGCGGUAGGAAUCUCCCGAGCUGGGAGCCCUGAGCGACCAGCUGGCCUUUGGAAAAACAGCUCGCUUCCUCCCGCUCCUCCGUGGAGAGGCUGGCGUUGGUGGGAGGGCUGCCUGAGCCAGGAACAGCGUGAUUCAGGAGCUGCUGGCGGGCAGCUCCGAGCGCUGCCUGCAUCCCAGUUUCCUGCUGGAGGGCUGUGAAUGCGCUGGGAUGGUACCCACUGCUCCCUGGGGAGGGUGGUGCCAGCCUGGUGUGAUGUGGGGCUGGACUGGGGGCACAGUACCUGGGCAGCACUCUCCAGAUGCUGGAGGUCUCUUCUGGGAUGGGUUUGGUGCUCCAGCUCCCACCACAGCUGCUUGUUUGUCCCCAUGGUGCGUGGAGGAAGCUCACGGAGAGGACACAGGUAGCUGCUGGUCGUUGCUGGGAGAUGAUUCCUCCCACGAGGCAGCUGCCAACACCGGAUGCUCAACGCGGGGCUGGUGGCGAUUAGAGGGAGAGGGCACAAGGGACCCUCAGGGAAGUCAUUUUCUUUCCUGCUCCAUCUCUGUGCCUCUCAGAGCACCAACCUGUUCUCCCAUGUGCUUGCUGAGCCGCUGCCCAGCCAGACACAUUCCCACCUGUGCCAUUCCAGGGAGCAAGGACCUGCAGCGGGGCUGCUGUGGGGCAGCAUCCAUGCAUGCAUCCCCUUUGGGAUGCCAGGGCAGCUGUCUGCCUGCCUGGGGAGAGUGGUGAUGGCUCCACAGGACACCCUUUGAGCCCAGGAAUGGGGUUCUGAGUCUCCAUCUCGCUGGGAAUGGGGCACCAAGCCACCCCUCAGAGCUGCUAAUCCUUCUCCUCCCUGGCCCCGUGUGACCUUGAGGCAUGUCACUUGACCUGCGCAUCGCCCUCCAUCCAUCUGGAAAAUCGGGUUUAAAACGCAGGAAUCGCACUGAAAGCCCAGAUGCUGCUUUCCAGCUGGGGGAGGGGGUGAGGGCUGUGCUCCCAGCCCCAGGGCUUCUCCCCACCGGGGAACAGGCAGUGCUUUUGGGGGGCUCUGCAUACCCCAAGAUAGCCAAAGGGACUGGGUUUGUAAUGGGGAGUGCAACCCCCACUGAGAUAUUUGGGGGGCUACAGAGGUGGGGCACAGGCGAUCUCCCGGCACCCCACACCCUGCCCUGGCAGUUGGGGUCCCUGCAGCAUGCUGUCCCUGCCCCCCACCCCGGGCUGCAGUCUCCCCCCAUCUUCAUUUCAUGGCGAUGGCUGCCUGCUCUCCUUCCCUGCUGGCCUCCAUAUGCCACGCUGGUGGCCUUGUCCUCAGAGAUCCCUGCCAUAUCCCGCCUCCACCGACGGGAGCGGGAUGUGUCAGAGCACAUCUCGUCUGGGCUCACCAGGGAGGAGAGGUCCCCAGGCUCCGGGCCCUGUGCCUGCUCCCUCAGCCGUCCCCGUGGGGGCACAGGGGUGGGGAUGAGUGCCAGGGGUGUGGGGCAGUGCUGGAAAUGGAUAGUGGGGCCUCUGUUAGCAGGCUGCAAUGCCAUGGCGGGUCAGGACGGGAUGCCCUCUCUGCCCCAGGGCAUGGGUGUCCGCUGUGGCAGGAGGGGAAGCCUUCCCAGGCAUCCAUGCCUUUGGAAACCUCUCUGCCAUGGCCGUGUCCUUCUCCCAAAGCACCUGCAGGAAGGGUCCUGCUUCAGCAGAGAUGCCUUCAGCCUCACCGAGUCCUGGAGCACCUUCCACCUCUGCCCUUGGGAUCAGAGGAGCUGGAUGCCCAGAUCCAGGCAUCCCCCAGCUUCACGUGAGCUCCUGCAGCGAGGCGGAUUUGGGGUUCACCUCGGUGCUGCCGUUCCCUGAUGUUGACCCCGUUUCCAAACCGCAGAUUCAGCCUUGAAACCUCUCUGAACUUGGCUGGGAAAAUCAAGUGGGUUUAAAAAUACCCUGUCUAUUUGUGCUCUGUUUCUUCUGGCGUCUGCGGGUUGUUUUCAAGCGUUUCCCUACAAAUGUGGGGGUGAGAAAACACUUUGAAUCGAGA
Taeniopygia guttata (zebra finch) is the source of this 4829-nucleotide messenger RNA. Lineage: Eukaryota; Metazoa; Chordata; Aves; Passeriformes; Estrildidae. The record is from RefSeq and is a predicted model, not a curated record.